Molecule: messenger RNA, 483 nt
Organism: Radiomyces spectabilis
Lineage: Eukaryota; Fungi; Mucoromycota; Mucoromycetes; Mucorales; Radiomycetaceae
Exons: 3
Cellular component (GO): cytoplasm
Molecular function (GO): zinc ion binding
Source: RefSeq, a predicted model, not a curated record
AUAGAUUUUCUGCCUUACACUUGCUAUCACUGCAAAAAGAUUUUUUGUCAAGAACAUUUCAAAUUAGACGAUCAUCACUGCCCAAGUCUGGAGGAUCCAACUCUUGAUGUUCGUGUGCCCACGUGUCCCAUAUGCGAGAAACCUGUACCUGGUCCCCGAGGCGAAGAUCCGAAUAUCCGAGUCAAUCGUCACAUUCAAAACAACUGUGCCGAUCCAACAUCAAAAUCACCAGGCAACAUCUGCCAUUUACGAGGUUGUAAAGCCAAACUGUUGGUGCCCAUUCAAUGUCCUGACUGUGGUCAAUCGUAUUGCGUCAAGCAUCGUCUCGGAGCAGAUCACCAGUGUCAGGGCCGACCUGCUGCGCCAGCUGUUUCCAAAGCGCCGCAUCAACUCGCAGGAUUGGCGGCUAUUCGACGAGCGGCCAAAAAUGGCAUGCGCCACAAUCAAUCCAAUACGACCUCCAAAAUGGAAUCGGAAAGGUAA